AUGGCAGUGAUAGUGGACAAUCCCAGCACAAAAGGUUUUGAAAUGCAAAGAAUUCACAUGAGCAGUGAAUGGAGAAGGUUGUGCAGCUUGACUUUAAAGAAACUGGUAGUCUUAAAGGAAUUGGAUAAAGAGCUCAUACCUGUGGUCAUUGCAGUUAAAAUGCAGGGUUCUAAACGAAUACUUCGGUCUCAUGAAAUUGUGCUGCCCCCGAGUGGACAUGUGGAAACGGAACUUGCACUAACUUUUUCACUACAGUAUCCUCACUUCUUGAAACGAGAGGGCAACAAGCUUCAGAUCAUGCUGCAAAGGAGGAAGCGAUACAAAAACCGAACCAUCCUAGGCUACAAGACUUUAGCAGUGGGCUCCAUUAAUAUGGCUGAGGUUAUGCAGCACCCUACUGAAGGAGGUCAGGUUCUGAGCCUUUUCAGUAACAUCAAGGAAGCCACAGCCAAAGUAGCAGAGAUAUGGAUUUUCUCACUGUCCAGUCAGCCCAUAGACCAUGAAGACAGCACUAUGCAGGCCAGCCAGAAAAUCAAGUCCACAGAUAACUAUUCUGAAGAAGAGUAUGAGAGCUUCUCCUCUGAGCAAGAAGCUAGCGAUGAUGCUGUCCAGGGGCAGGAUUUGGACGAUGAUGAAUAUGAGCUGGGGAAGCCAAAGAAGCAGCGGAGAUCGAUACAACAAAACUUCAAACAGAAAGUGGUGGCAUUGCUGAGAAGGUUCAAAGUGUCUGAUGAAGUUCUGGAUUCAGAGCAGGACCCAGCAGAGCACAUCCCAGAAGUUGAGGAAGACUUGGACCUUCUGUAUGAUACAUUGGAUAUUGAAAACCCCAGUGACAGUGGUCCUGAAAUGGAAGAUGAUGAUAGCGUCCUCAGCACUCCAAAACCAAAGUUAAAACCUUACUUUGAAGGCCUGUCUCACUCGAGCUCCCAGACAGAAAUUGGUAGCAUCCACAGCGUCCGGAGCCAGAGAGAGCCCUCCAGUCCUGUAGAAGUGCCUGAAAAAACAAAGAGUCUUGGAAGCAAGCAUCCAGGCAACAGCAUCUCUGACACUGUGUCUUACGAGUCAAACCAGCAAGUGGAGACCCAGGAGGCUGACCUCCCCAUGUCAGACGUCUUCAUCGAGAAGCUCCCACCUAGUGGAAAAAUCACGAAGACGGAGUCUCUCAUUAUCCCUUCCACCAGAAAGGUGACUGUGCUGCUGCUGCUGUCAUUUAGCAGGCCAGAAGGGAAGCAAGCUGGCCGUCGGGGGAGGAGCACUUCUUUGAAGGAAAGGCAACCAGUGAGGCCACAGAAUGAAAGAGCCAACAGCUUGGACAACGAGCGCUCACCAGAUACCAGGCACCACUUGCAGAUCCCAAGGAAGACUGUGUAUGAUCAGUUGAAUCAUAUCCUGAUUUCGGAUGACCAACUGCCAGAAAAUAUUAUUCUGGUUAAUACUUCUGACUGGCAGGGCCAGUACCUCUCAGAUGUCUUGCAAAAACAUACCCUCCCUGUAGUCUGCACAUGCUCUUCUGCUGAUAUUCAGGCAGCUUUCAGCACCAUAGUCUCCAGGAUACAAAGAUACUGUAACUGCAAUUCUCAACCUCCAAAUCCAAUUAAAAUUGCAGUGGCUGGAGCCCAGAAUUACCUCAGUGCUGUAUUGAGACUCUUUGUAGAGCAGCUGUCUCACAAAACCCCAGACUGGCUCAGCUACAUGAGGUUUUUGAUCAUCCCGCUAGGGUCUCAUCCUGUAGCAAAGUACCUGGGCUCUGUAGAUUAUAGAUACAACAACUUCUUCCAAGACUUAGCCUGGAGAGAUUUGUUUAACAAACUUGAAGCACAGACCACUGUUCAGGACACACCUGAUAUCGUCUCAAGAAUAACCCAGUACAUAGCGGGGGCAAACUGUGCACAUCAGUUGCCGAUUGCAGAAGCAAUGUUGACCUACAAGCAGAAAAGCCCUGAUGAAGAAUCCUCCCAGAAGUUCAUUCCGUUUGUUGGGGUGGUAAAGGUUGGAAUAGUGGAACAGUCCUCGGCUACAUCAGGUGAUUCCGAUGACGCAGCUCCCUCUAGUUCCAGUGUCCUUUCCUCUACCCCACCUUCUGUGUCUCCUGCUGUGAAGGAAGCUUCCCCCACCCCACCUUCUUCGCCGUCUGUUACUGGCAGCUUCACUUCCUCCAGCCAGAGCCUUGGUGCUGAGCUGAUGGGACUGCAGGUGGAUUACUGGAUUGCAGCUCAGCCCACAGACAAAAAGAGAGAUCCAGAGAAGAAGGACCCUUCCACUACCAAAAACACACUGAAAUGCACUUUCCGGUCUCUCCAGGUCAGCAGGUUACCCACAAGUGGCGAAAUCACCACUGCUCCAACAAUGUCCAUGACAGUUGUGACGAAGGAAAAGAACAAAAAGGUGAUGUUUUUGCCCAAGAAAACAAAAGACAAGGAGAUUGAAUCCAAGAGUCAAUGCAUUGAAGGAAUUAGUAGGUUGAUUUGCACAGCAAAACAUCAGCAGAAUAUGCUGCGAGUCCUGAUUGAUGGUGUCGAGUGGAACGAUGUGAAGUUCUUUCAGCUGGCAGCGCAAUGGUCCUCCCAUGUCAAGCACUUUCCCAUCUGCGUAUUUGGACACUCCAAAUCCAAUUUCUAGCCGCUUUCAGCGGAAGGGCUUUCUGCCUGUCUGGAGACUGCACGCCUGCCCAGGAGCCAGGAAUCUGAGUGCCAACUCUGACUCAAGUCACUCUGCUCUCUCUCCUGCAGAUUACUUACAGAUGUGAUUACUUUUGAAUUACUUUUUUCUAUUAAUUCCUGAGUUUACUACAAGGGAAGGAAACCCCUUAAAAGCAAAGCAAAAAACAAUCCCAGUCUUAAAGUAGAAAUGUGCUGAUAACAUGGAAAUUAAUAGGGGAACCUCCAGAAGUGGAGCGACCUGCCUGAAACCUCUUAGAACUUAAGAGCAGAUAGCUGAAUAACUGCACUGCUUAUUAACCUGAAACCUCAUUGGUGUGUUUGGGGCUGGGGGUUCUGGAUUGGGUUAAAUGGUUUUUGUGAGUUGCUGGAGGAAGGGGUACAGGUGGCUGGGUGCAGGUGCUAUGACCUCCUUCAAAUUUGUGGAGAAAUUUCCAACACUUCCUCUGUCCUGCCCCUGAAAGAGUCAAGAGUAGUUUGGUACCAGAUAGCUUGUAUGCCAAGACUGAAGUAUGGGUCUGUCAA
Messenger RNA from Gavialis gangeticus (Gharial), 3182 nucleotides. It is a transcript of the gene PACS2, whose product is annotated as phosphofurin acidic cluster sorting protein 2. Gene Ontology annotation, biological process: protein localization to plasma membrane. Bases 1 to 2619 code for a protein of 872 amino acids. Gene Ontology annotation, molecular function: transmembrane transporter binding. Lineage: Eukaryota; Metazoa; Chordata; Crocodylia; Gavialidae. The record is from RefSeq and is a predicted model, not a curated record. The transcript is spliced from 25 exons.